AUGCGCCCAGAGCACCAAGGGGCAGGGGGCCCUCCGCGGCCUGAUGGCGCUCACCUCGUCGCUCCUGGGGCGUGUGCUUCCCUGAGAACAUCCCCUGGGCAUUCGUCACAGGAUAUUCAGAGCCUCCUCGGGUCUGUGCAUCAGAGGGCUAAUCUGGGCCAGGUCUCCGAGCCAGGGUUCUGCAGCACGCUCCCCAGCACCAACUCACGUCUCCUUCUACGGCCGCGCGGGUAUAGGAAGAAUCGGAUCACAAGGCAUGCACGGUUUUGGAACCGGAUCUCUUCAUUUAAUGAUACGGUGCAGACAGUUUUCGUCUCCCACAGACACUUAUCUACGGCAGGGUUUUCAGGUCGUUCCUGGGGAGAGUCAAUCCUGUGGCUGCUCUGCACGGAAGUUAAAGGCUGCGACCUUCCUGGCACGAUGAGCAAUGGAGCCAGGUGCCCUCGGGUCCCCCGCUCAGAACCCUCCGCCGCCUCUGGACCAGGGAGACUGGAGAGAGAAGGCGCCCUCAGGUGUGAGGCAAGGGAGCCGGCUGCAGGCGCUCGUCCCACAAGCCUCGUGUGGGACAGCAGUGUGCACAGAUGUCGCUUCCCAGUCCUCCUGAUCAGCUCUUUAUGGACGCCUCCCUGGAAACCAGGGCUGCACCCUGGCCCCCCCUCAGGAGGUGGAAGGAGCAUAAGAGAGUGACCAUGACAAUGAAGGAAGUCAUGCUGCACGCUGCCUGGGCCUCCCGAGCCCCUCCCUGUGAAAUUAGUGCCCAGAUCUGCCCCUUUCCCAAGGGGGUCAUGCCACUCUAGCCCUCGCUGUACCUAGGCUGGGUGAGGGCAGGAUCUGCCCUGCUGGCUAUGGGACCUCAGGCCCCCGGCACAGGCUGGCACCGAACGGGCUGCCCACUAAUAUGUGAGUUAACUCCCAUCUUAGAGCGUGGGCCACACGCUGGACAUGCCUGGAGAGCACACCCUGCACAGGAGCCUCAGCUGUAUCUCCGCUGUUGCCCAAUCCCAGGGCAGCUUGCUUAUGCUUCGCAAAGAACUCCAUCCGGGCCUCUUUUGUAAUGAGAGACUGGUUUAUUCCCGUGCCCCCUGGGAAAACUGGCAAGAAGUAUGGCUCUUUGAAACAUCAGGAUUUCGAGGCCUGAGAAGUAAUCCACCAGCAACGGUCCGCAGAUCAGCGAGCAAAAGCGGGACAUACUCGGGGCACGCGGAGGACAGAGGUGGAGUGGGGGAGCACUGGGCAGGGAGGCCUUCAGAGACAGACAGCACCAAUGACAGGGGAGCUGACGGGUGCCGGCAGCUUCACAGACAAUGAGGGAGCCCCCCCAGUUGAGUUUAAGGGCAAGAAUGUCAACGUGGAAGUUACAGAUGGGGCUUUUCGAAAUAGCUGUCACACGCUGAGAUACGGUGGUAUGACUGUAGUUUCUGUUAAGAUCAGGUAAGAGAUCUGGACCCUUGCCUUUCAUUGCUCCAGAACUGAACAUGCACGCCCUCCAAAGCGAGCACAGGGAACCCAGUCACUGCUGUGACAUCUGUGGCCGGUGAGCCAAGGGCUGCCCACAGGAGGGAGGAGUGACCUCUCACCAUCCUUACUCUCUCUGAGCCGUGCGGGGCGGGGACGCCUCUGCCAGGCUCCUUCCUGUUCGGAUGGUCGCCAGCCCUCGGCAACUCUUCUGUGGGCCUGAGAAACACUGAGAAGAGAGCUGGCAGCCUCUGUGGCUUCUCCCAGGAGCACGAUGAAGGUCCUCCCUGGUCUGAGCACGGCCACGCCUGGCCCCUCACGAAGAGGACUCCCGCUGUGCCAGGAACUUUGCAGGGCCUGCCGUCAACUACUAGGAUCCGAAUCAAUGUACAUUCUACAAUAAACCUGUUGUGGAAAAGGGCCCGUGUGGCACAUUAAUAAAAUGCAGUCUUUUUUAAAAAUUUUCAUCCAAGUUAGCAUCUAGUGUAAGAAUGAUUUCAGGAG
Molecule: messenger RNA, 1959 nt
Organism: Lynx canadensis (Canada lynx)
Lineage: Eukaryota; Metazoa; Chordata; Mammalia; Carnivora; Felidae
Exons: 3
Coding region: 1-687 (228 amino acids)
Source: RefSeq, a predicted model, not a curated record